Molecule: messenger RNA, 477 nt
Organism: Cooperia oncophora
Lineage: Eukaryota; Metazoa; Nematoda; Chromadorea; Rhabditida; Trichostrongylidae
Source: the annotation of a GenBank genome assembly
AUGGAACGUUUUCUCCGGCUCGGCGGUCUUGGAGGCGGAAUUGGACAGUUUGGUGGAGGACCGCCAUCUGAUUCCAAUCAAGUGGAUACUUCGGAAACUGUGUACAUAUCGUCGCUCGCUCUGCUGAAAAUGCUCAAGCACGGAAGAGCCGGUGUUCCAAUGGAGGUGAUGGGUCUGAUGCUGGGUGAAUUCGUCGACGAAUACACUGUGAACGUCAUCGAUGUUUUUGCAAUGCCUCAGUCUGGAACUGGAGUAUCCGUAGAGGCCGUCGAUCCAGUUUUCCAAGCUAAGAUGCUGGAUAUGCUCAAACAAACCGGUCGACCAGAAAUGGUGGUUGGAUGGUAUCACUCUCAUCCUGGUUUCGGUUGCUGGCUUUCUGGUGUUGACGUUAAUACUCAACAAUCUUUUGAAGCUUUAUCGAACCGAGCUGUUGCCGUAGUAGUCGAUCCUAUUCAAUCUGUCAAGGGCAAGACGUAG